CUCUUUACUGCACGCACGUGUGCAUCUGCUGUCGCCAUAAACGCUUGAUUCGAGCGCAGACUAUAUUUAUACUAAGGAGGUCUCCAAUAUCUCGAUUGCCACUGUGCUCUCCGCUUUUUGACCUGGCACAAGUCGACGGACGAUGGCAGCGCGGUGGCAAGUAGUCGUCCAGGCGCUGGAAGCAGCCUUACAGCCAGCGGGCCUUGAUCUCGUCGCGCCAUUAAGCAUCGGCGUGUACAACGCGGCCGUGCCAGAGGCCUACAAGAUCCCAUUGCCCGAGACAGGGCUCCUCGUCAUGGUGGGCAACACGAAGCGGCUCUGGGAGCCGUUCCUUGCGUCUAUCAACCUUGAUUGCCUUCCGGAGCAUCCGCUCAACGAGUAUGCCAUGCGAGUUGUGACACAAGCCGUCUCGACCCUCGACGAUGUUCCGGACAAGGCGUAUUGGGUGCACGAGACUGAACCGGGAAAGAUGAUUGCGGCCCAACGCAUGAUCGUCGCGUCCGGCCUUGCGAAUUUGUCCGAGGAGCUCCACUUGACCGUGCACCCGACGUUCGGACCAUGGUACGCACAGCGCGCUGUUGUCGCCUUCGGAAGCGUGCUUGGGCCUACGCAACCUGUGUUUGCUGCCACACCCCUGGACAUUGCCCCCGAGGUGCGCGCCGCCAUGAAGGCGCAGCUCGACGAAGCGCUCUCGCUCUCGCAACUGCCGACGCCCAUGAACUGGACGCUGUGGCUGCGUCCGCGCAUAACGUUCGACCCGAAGCACGCGUUUAUGUACUCGUCGGUGCAAACCAUGUUUCACUACUCGAAAUCCGUCGACGACCGCCGACGGAUCUUGCGUGCCGCCAAGCUCGGCUGGCCCCUCGACAACAUUCUCGAUACGCCGUCCCCGUCCGUCCUCGCUUGCCGACACUUGCUCCAAGGCGUGCUUGCAGAAACGGCGGCGAAGGCUCCGCAGGCCAUUUUGCUCAGCGGCGGGCUGGACACCUCGAUUCUGGCACAAGCCACGCCUGCGUCCUUCGAGGAUGUGUGUGCAACAUCGCAACCCGGACCGCCAAUUCUCUCGAUGCUGCGCGGAGGUAUCACGGUGCGUGCCGCCCCGGAGGCGCAAGACGCAGUGUACGCGGCGCGCAUCUGCGAGAAUCUUGGACACGUGACGCACCACUGCUUGGAAGAGUCGAUCGAGAACCUGAUCUCGCACGCGAGAAGCGUCAGCUGCCUCCUCGUCUCGUUCGACCCAAUGGAACUUCGCAACUCGAUCGUAAUUUACCGCUCGCUGCUUGAAGCCAAAGCCCGCGGGUAUACUUGCGUCGUGACUGGCGACGGUGCUGACGAAGUCUUUGCAGGCUACUCGUUCUUCCAGGGCAUGGACGUCGAGAAACUCGCAACUUACCGCGUCUGGAUCGCUCGCAUUAUGCGCUUCUCGUCGAAAACGCUCGCAGCGUCAAUGGGCAUCGACAUCCUGAGCCCUUUCUUGGACCCGCGGGUUAUUGCCUUUGCUCUGGAGCGGCCGCGCGACGAGCUCAUUGGCGACAAGACGCCAGUGCCCGACGGCAACGUCCACGGGAAGCGGCUCUUGCGGCAGGCGUUCCCGGAAGCAACGUCGCAGUGGCGCGCGAAGGAACCCAUCGAGCAAGGAGCAGGGACGACCCAGCUCCGGAAGGGCUACUUUGACGCGUACCCGCCCGACAUGUCGUUUGACGAUGCGGCAGCCGCAUGCUACGCCCAGCACCACAUCGUCAUCCGCGACCGCGAGCACUUGUACUUUUUCCGGCAGUUUCUCGACGCGUUCGACGGCGACUUGCGCAACGUGCCGCUCUCCCGUGGUGACGCAGAUGGCUGCCCGGCCUGCAAGUUUGAGCUAGUCUCAAGCGACAAUGACUUUUGCACCACCUGUGGUUUUUGGCCCGCGCGCACGACAGAUGCGAACAAGGCGAUGGCUCAGCGCGCGCUCCUCGAUCUUGCGUCGCGUAUCCAAACGCUCCAAGCGCACCACUCCGUCGAUGCGUCGGCCUGAUGAUGUGCACGCAGAGGCACUGAAAUGCACGCUACUUUGACGUGUAUUCUUUGAAAAAUGUUCUGGGACAACAAAAUGCUAGCGAGUUGUUCACAUGGGGUCGUC
Messenger RNA from Saprolegnia diclina VS20, 2122 nucleotides. RefSeq lists its product as hypothetical. Gene Ontology annotation, molecular function: asparagine synthase (glutamine-hydrolyzing) activity. The record is from RefSeq and is a predicted model, not a curated record. Gene Ontology annotation, cellular component: cytosol. Lineage: Eukaryota; Oomycota; Saprolegniomycetes; Saprolegniales; Saprolegniaceae. Bases 143 to 2017 code for a protein of 624 amino acids. The transcript has 6 exons.